Glycine soja is the source of this 656-nucleotide messenger RNA. Its product is annotated as glucan endo-1,3-beta-glucosidase-like. The record is from RefSeq and is a predicted model, not a curated record. Gene Ontology annotation, molecular function: hydrolase activity, hydrolyzing O-glycosyl compounds. The coding region runs from base 1 to 558 and encodes 185 amino acids. The transcript is spliced from 2 exons. Gene Ontology annotation, biological process: carbohydrate metabolic process. Gene Ontology annotation, cellular component: plasma membrane; cell wall. Lineage: Eukaryota; Viridiplantae; Streptophyta; Magnoliopsida; Fabales; Fabaceae.
AUGAAUAAGUUUGAAUAUAAAUGCCAUUUUGUUCCAUCUGGUGUAUGCUACGGAAGAGUUGGCAACAAUCUGCCAUCACCACAAGAAGUAGUGUCCCUUUCUAAACAGUACGAUUUCCGAAGGAUGAGAAUCUAUGAUCGAAACCAACAAGUCCUCCAAGCUCUAAGAGGUUCCAGCAUUGAGUUGCUGCUAGAUCUCCCUAACAUCGACCUCCAAAGAGUAGCAUCUAGCCAAGACAACGCAAACAGAUGGGUACAAGACAACGUCAAAAAGUUUGGCAAUGUUAGAUUUAGGUACUUUUCAAUGAGAAACGAAGUGAAGCCUUGGGACUCAUUUGCACGGUUUCUAGUACUUGCAAUGCAAAAUAUCCAAAGACCUAUUUCUAGUGUUGGCCUUGGAAACCAAAUCAAAGUUUCCACUGCCAUUGAGACUGGCGCAUUGGCAGAAUCAUACCCUCCAUCAAGAGGGUCCUUUAGGUCUGAUUAUAGAACAGCAUAUCUUGAUGGUGUCAUCAGAUUUCUAGUGAACAACAAUGCCCCAUUAUUGGUUAAUGUGUAAAUUCAAUAACUUUAGCAUUCUCAGGAUAAAAAUCUCGGGAGAAAUUAAAUUCCUAUUUUUUUAAGUCAAAAGAAACAUUAAAUUUAGAAGAAAUUAGA